GUGAAAACAAGUUUAUUACCACCGUGUAACACUGAGACUGCAACUGAGCUAAAGAAUACUAAGCUAUGAGAAAUGAAAGGAGAAACUAUUUUUAAAACAUUGCCAAGUACACUACCAGUUAAGCAGGAAUAUGAUGUGGAUUUGCAGCCAGAUAUUUUAACUAAAACUUCAACUAGUGAGGACAUCAAAUCAGAUGAUUCAACAUUUACAAAUUCUGAGGACAUGAAACCAGAUGUAUCAACAGUCUCCUUUUUUGAUAACCAGGAUGAUUUAAAAGAUAUGACCAUCAACUCACUAUCUUCAUCUGCUGUUAUAGAAAAGUUAUCUGUUUUGGUUUAUAAUGAUUUAAAAGAGCUCAAGUCUAUAUGCAUUAAAUCCAUUGGUCUUUUAUCUUCAAAUGAUCAGUUAAUUCAUGAGAAUGGUAAGAUAUACAAGUGUGAUAUGUGUAAUCAAAGACUUGUGAGUUUGGAUCACAUUACACAGCAUAUAAAACUCCACACAGGAGAGACACAAACUGAGUCUAAUUUAUCUCUGCAUAGUAAAUGUCAUUUUCAAGAAGGACAUUAUGAAUGUGAUGUUAGCCAUAAAAUGUUUGUCAUGAAAACUAAUUUAAUUAAACAUACCAAAGUUCAUCCUGAACUUAAACAAAACAAAUGUGAUCUUUGUAAUACAAAAAUUAAUUUUACAGAUAAGACACAUAAAUGUUGUGAUUAUCCUGAAAUGUAUAGCAAAUUAUCAAAACAAAAAACAAUUAUCAAGAUGCAUAAUUUAACUGAAAAUAAGAAUGUUCAUUCAGGAUAUAAAAAACAUGAAUGCUGUAUCUGUCAUAAAAUGUUUGCCCGCAAGUUUGAUUUAAAUAUGCAUAUGGAACUUCAUCGCGGAGAGAAAAAUCAUCAGUGUGAUACUCAUUUAACUAGACACAGAAAAAUUCACUCUGUAAAGAAAAAAUAUGAAUGUGAUAUUUGUCAUAAAAAGUUUAUUCAGAGUGACCACUUAUCUAAGCAAAAUAAAACCCAUUCAUCUCAUAAACCAGACAAGUGCAAUGUUUGUCGAAGAAAAUUUGUUAGGAGGGACAGAUAA
Messenger RNA from Physella acuta, 1080 nucleotides. RefSeq names its product zinc finger protein 540. NCBI's taxonomy places the organism in Eukaryota, Metazoa, Mollusca, Gastropoda, Physidae. The record is from RefSeq and is a predicted model, not a curated record.